This is a messenger RNA of Limulus polyphemus (Atlantic horseshoe crab), 5158 nucleotides long. RefSeq names its product septin-2-like. Bases 292 to 1410 code for a protein of 372 amino acids. Gene Ontology annotation, cellular component: cell division site; synaptic vesicle; microtubule cytoskeleton. The transcript has 12 exons. Lineage: Eukaryota; Metazoa; Arthropoda; Merostomata; Xiphosura; Limulidae. Gene Ontology annotation, molecular function: molecular adaptor activity; GTP binding; GTPase activity. The record is from RefSeq and is a predicted model, not a curated record. Gene Ontology annotation, biological process: regulation of exocytosis; cytoskeleton-dependent cytokinesis.
AGCAUCUCGAAACUUCAUUGUUCAUGGAUGCGCGAAAAAAUCAAUACUUUCUCUCUUGCUUGGAAGGCUGCCAAUACUGGCUUCAUACCUACGUUUUGAAAAUUAAGUUAAAAAUAUCUGUUUAUGAAGUUAGUUGAAAUUUAUAACCCUGUUCAGGAUAAAAAUAGUAACAAUUAAAAAACAGUGUUUAAAUUUCCCCCAAAGACGCUACAUCUAGCAACAGUGGAAAUCAGCUAACAUACAAGCCACGUGAAGUGUAAAGUACAGACAGUGCUUAGAGGCGAAAGAAUUAUGCCAUCUGUAGGAGAAAUCGGAUUUGCCACGUUGCCAGAACAAAUCCACAGAAAGUCAGUAAAAAAAGGCUUCGACUUUACGAUGAUGGUGGUUGGGGAGUCCGGACUUGGAAAAUCAACACUUAUCAAUAGCUUGUUUCUGACAGAUCUUUACAAAGAAAGAAAAAUUUUAAAUGUUGAAGAAAAAUUAGACAGAACAGUUGAUGUAGAAAAAAAGACCAUGGAGAUUGAGGAAAAAGGAGUCAAACUGAAACUCACAAUAGUGGACACACCUGGGUUUGGGGAUGCUGUCAAUUGUGAAGAAAAUUGGAUGGUGAUAGAAAAUUAUAUUACUGAUCAGUUUAACCAGUUCUUCAAAGAUGAGAGUGGACUAAACAGAAAAAAUAUAGUGGACAAUAGGGUUCAUUGUUGUCUCUAUUUCAUUCCUCCUUGGGGACAUGGGCUUCGACCCUUGGAUAUUGAAUUCAUGAAACGCCUGCAUCAGAAAGUAAACAUUAUUCCUGUAAUAGCAAAGGCAGACACACUUAACACUAAUGAAAUCCGUAGACUAAAGGAUAAGAUCUUACGUGAACUGGAAGAAAAUGAGGUUCAUGUUUACCAGCUACCUGAGUGUGACAGUGAUGAAGAUGAUGAGUUCAAACAGCAAGAUAGAGAGCUAAAACAAAGUAUUCCAUUUGCUGUGAUUGGUAGCACACAGGUUGUAGAGGUAAAUGGCAGGAGAGUGAGAGGACGUAUAUAUCCCUGGGGUAUUGUAGAAGUGGAGAAUCCUGUCCAUAGUGACUUUCUUAAGCUACGCACAUUUUUAGUAAGCACCCACAUGCAAGACUUGAAAGAUGUCACUCGUGAUGUGCAUUAUGAGAACUAUCGUGCGCAGUACUUAACUAAAAUAUCCCAACAAUCAGCACGAGAAAGAGGGAAACUUAGAAGAGAUUCUAAACCUUGUGAGGAAUCAGCUGUAGAAACAGACUGGUUGUUACAGCAGAAAGAGGAAGAGAUUCGUCGAAUGCAGGACAUGUUGAACCAAAUGCAACAGAAAUUGAAAGCAGCAGGCAGAGAUAGCAGUGAAAACGGCACUGAUUCUGACAGUAGGAAGGACACUGAAAGUGUGGACAUUUAAUUUCUCUUAUUAGUAGCGCUAUAGGCAUUUUGCAGUCUUCAGUAUAAAGCAAGUGUUGGAUUGACAAAAAGUUGACAUUUGUAUACAUUUCAUUUUUCUGAAAUAUCUGGACCUUAAUGGAAAGUUCGCGUUUUGAUAGACAUGAUAUUAUUUUAUGUAUAUUAAUAGUGCGUUAUUAUAUUUAUAAGAACACAGAUCAUUUGUUUAGUUAUAUUUUACUUUUAUUUAUUAUUGCAAUGGUAAACAUUUCCUAUAUGGUCAACAGAUGGCAGUGUUCAUUUCAGAUUUUAUAAUGAAAGUGAAAUUUUAGGGUAUUAAUGUGAUCAGUAAUGUAAUGAAAAGUCAAAACAGCAUGAACUUUUCUUUAUUUUUAAUAUUUUAUUAGAAACCUAUUUUAUUCAUAUGGUUAACCAAUGAAUUUUAUGUUUUAGAGAAGAAAACAGAAUGAAAAUUCAACCUUACUCAAAUAUAUUCAUUAACUUAGUUAUUGAUGUUAGUGUUUUAAAUAACAUUUCUUCAUGAUGCUCUCCUUUCUUGAGUAUUGUUACACUGCAUAAUUAAUUAUGUCAUUCAGCCAAAUUACACAUAAUUAGCUGUACUGUAAAUGAAAGUAAAUUCAAAUUUGUUCAAUUUAUCAGUAGUGUUAAGUUAAUUUGAUAUAAUAUUUUAUAUAAUUUAUUAUUUGAAACGGUUACUUUUUUUUCCUACUUUGGGGUGAAAAAAUUACUUAAUUAACAUAUAACGAAAAUAAUACUACUGGCGUGUAAUUAGCGAUGACUUAUGUUUGCAACUCCUUUGAGGUAAUAUUAGUAAUUUACAAUUAGAAUCAGAAAUCUCUAUAUUGUAGAUCUCAACAUUUAAUGUUAAUAAGUCGUAUUUCUACCGUAUUAAGUAGAAAAGUGUAAAACAAGUUGGUUUGGAAUGAAAUUUCCCCAGGAAAAAACAAAUUUUAUUACUUAAAAAAAUCCCAAGAUAAUUUUAUAAUAGUUCACAAACAAUCGUGAAAUUGGCGAAAAUUAGUCAAGUCGCACUCAGUAUGAAACUUGAACUGCCAGAUCAAGCGAAAUGUUUUUUUCUAAGAUUAGACUCGUUUUUUUUCCCUCGACUUUUUCAAUAUUUUAAACCCAUAGAAAUAAUAAUAACUAGAAAAUAAUCAAUUAGUUUUUCUUAUGUACCUGUGACCUUGAUUUUUAUGCUCAUUUGAGUUCUUAAAGACAUCGUACAAAAAUAUUUCUCUUACUCUCUUCCAUCAAAACUUAAUAUAUUAGAAUAAUUUGACAUCUACACAUGUUAAUAUUGUAUCACUCCAUGAAUAGAUAUAUAAAACUAUACAGAUUUUUUCAAACUGUAACAGAAAAAUGUAUUUAUUUUUUGUGUAAUACCAGAGCAUAAUAAUAUAGAAUAUUACUAAUGCAGUAGUGAUUUAAAUGAUUAUUUUUUCCACUUUUUUUUUCUAUUUUAUUUUAUUACAAUGUUUCUAUAUUCUGAAUAAAAGUAUUCUUUUCAGGGUAAUUGAAAAUUCAAUAGAACAGAACUCGUCUGCAUAUUGCUUGUAAUCGUCUACCAUGCUUAGGAUUAGAAGUAGUCUCUGAAAGUCAACUUUUUAUCAUAACUCGGAUAUUAUCUUAAAGCAAGUGUAGGCAUUUAUAUUUGUAAAAACAUUAUCUAAUCCUUUUUGUUUGCACAACUAGACAAUUGUGUAAUUUCGUGUCAUUGAUCAGAAUUGUUUUCUCAAUGUUUUUUCAUUAAAGGAUUUUAUUAAUUCAGUUUUUUCCAGUUUUCUUGCAUCUUGAAGUUUUGUUUAAGUUGUAAAACCAACAUGUUUUAUCUAUAUCUGCAACUCCUGUUUUGUUCAAGUUUGGCUGAGAGUAUAUUUAAAAAUGUCACAACAUGAUACAGUUAACAUUGUUCAUAUUUAUUGGUUAACUAAUUAGUUAACCGGCCAAAUGGUUAAUUUAUCCUUUCUCAGUUUAUUAAAAGAAAAACAAACUAGCAGAUAUUCAUAAUUGUUGAAUUUCCAGGAGUAAUUAUCUCCUUUCAUUAUUCUUAGAACUUUUUUUUUAACUUUAAUGUCUUAUCUUUUUCCAGUUCCAUUAAGAAUAAUGAUGGAUAUUUUAAGGCGAAGGUUUAAAAAUUAUACGUUAUUGAUUUUUUCAGCAAUUGUUUAAUUUGUCACAGAAGCUGUAUGCUGAGCUAGAAUACUAAAGAAAAAGAAACUGUUUGAGCCAGUAACGUUUUUUUGUGCCAAAUACAUACAAAUAUUCGAAAGUUUCUUAAUCAAGCAAGAAAUAAAAUAAUUAUUUUAUAAUAUUGCACCGCUGCUUCGAUAUUAAGUUGGACUUGUAUUACUUUUAUAAUAAUAGGUAUAAUUUUUUCUUGUGGGGCUAUCAAAUAAUAUACUAAGCUUAUCACAGAAAUACUGUAAAUUUUAUAGGAUUCCAUAAAGUUGAAUCUUAACAUACCAAUAACUUAUUUUCAAUAGGUACUUGUAUUUUUUAAAGUGUAACUUUAAGACUACUGUUGCAACGACACGCUUUCCGUAGCGCGAAACGUCAUCGGUCAGUGUAAAUUAGAUUAUCUGCUUUUAAGCCUAUUUUAUUCUAACCCGAAUAAUCUAGGCGUUAUGUUCCGACGUUCUGCAUUAAAGAAGCAAUCGGAGAGCGGCGGAAUAUAACGACUAAAUUAGUCGGGUAAAUUUCUUAUUAGUACGAUAAUUAUUAUGAUGGUAAAAAUGUAUGAAAAUAUUCUAUGGAGGUUUGGAAAUUAACUAUAUAUUUGAACAAUCUAUAACUACUCUAAAUCCACUCAACAGAUGAUGAUAAUGACAAAACCUUGUCGAAACGUUGUACAUUUGCUGUUAUGUUAAACUUGUAUUAAAGUUUUUUCAUUACCCAUUCAAGCCGUCUCCAACCAUUAUUAGUCUCAAAGUGGAUUCCUCGUCAUCGAAGAUAGUUAUAUUCUUUCUAGGGAUAAGACAAUUUAAACACUAAGCUAUUCAAAAUAUUGAAAGAUCAGAAAUUAUACACCUCUUGAAAUGACAACUGCUAUAAAUAAAUAAAUAAUAUUCAGUUUUAUUCGUUUAUUAAAAUAUAGUAAUUCGAAGUUCGGUAAAACACUUAAUAUCAUGUCUUUUUUUUCGUGGCCUUAAAGAUACAAAAGUAAAAUAGCUGUUAUUAAUGCUUUAGUUAAUAGUUACGAUGGAAGGAAGUAUUCUUAACAUAAAAAAUUCCAGCUGCCAAGAAUCGUCACUAAUUGUAACCAUAAAAGACAAGUAUAAAAUAUUUUCACGACCAGACAGACCAAUAGUUUGUUGCAGGAAGGUUCUGUUAAGUUAGUUCAUCAUAGAGUUUGUUAGUUAAAUUAUAUCUGUUUUUCUGAAACUAAUUUAAUAAAAUUCCGUGAAGAGUAGUUAUGGUAUAUAUGUAAAAGUGUGUAAGCUAAAAAUAAUAUAUUAGCGUGCAUUUUUUCAUGAACAGGAAGCGAGUUUUUAACUCGCAAAUUAGGAGUUAGUAAUAAUUAAAAUAUUGUUUGUAGUACUUAAAUUGGCCGUACAGUAUUUUACUGAAAUGUUGAGGUUUCAAGCGUGAGAAGCAUCGCAAAUGGGAUAUCGUAGAGCGUAUUUCAAGCGCCGGAUAACGUCUUUUUGUAUAGGGUCAAACCAUGAAACUGUUGAUUUACAUCCUUGUCUUUACAUUGUAUUUAUUUUGUAAUUUUGUAUCUAAAAAAAUAAAAAGUGCUGAUUUAGUUA